AUGCCAGACCCCAUCGUCUUGUCUACAACUGCACUGCUUCCAUUGCCUUGUCCUUCAGUAGAGUCCAGGAUGUCUCCACAGACACAGAAAGCACUUGUGGUUACCGAAAUCGGCAAGCCAAUCACCCUGGUCACAGACUGGCCUGUCCCGCAGCCUGGUCAAGGCCAAGUCCAAGUCCGAGUCAUCGUUGCCGGCACAAAUCCUCAUGACCAGAAAGCCCGAGAUUUUGGCCUUUUCAUCAAAGACGGCCUCCCCGCCAUCCUGACAAACGAUGUCGUUGGCGAAGUUACCGCCCUUGGUGAAGGCGUUACCAAGUACUCGCUUGGCGACCAUGUCUUCGCCCAGUCGAAUUUCGCGCCAGGGUGGGCGCAGUCUGGACUCCAGGAAUACGCGAUCCUCGACGCAGACUAUAGUGCCAAGGUACCAGAGGGACUCAGUGAUGAUGAUGCGGCAACACUUCCGUGCAACACUCUGGCUCCGGCCAUCGCCAUGUUUCAUGAGUCAAAUCUAGGCUUUCCAGCUCCCUGGACGCCCGAGGCCUCGCAUUUCGACUACAAGAGCAUAACGCUCCUAAUCCUUGGUGGCGGCAGCAAUUGUGGCAAGCUCGGCGUACAGUUUGCCGCGCUUGUGGGUAUUGGACGAAUUAUCGUCGUGGGCGGAGACGAAGCGACGUUGAAAUCGUACGGCGCUACACACAUCAUCGACCGCCAUGGCGCACCAGAGGAUGUUACCGCAAAGAUUCGCGAGAUCGUGGGAGAUGACCUAAUCUACGCGUUCGACGCGAUCAACCCAGCUCCUACUCAGGCCAUUGGGAUCAAUGCCUUGUCGACCACGAAAAGGGGCAAAUUUGCGCGACUUUUACCGAAUGCUCCGGUUGAUGAAUCGCAGGUUAAGCCGAAGAAAAAGGGAUACGAGCUGAUUAACAUCUUUGGCAGUUCGCACGCAAAGCCUGAAUGGGGGUUGCAGUUCUGGCAAAACUUGCCCAGGUAUCUGAUCGAGAAGAAAAUCCAGCCGACGCAUUAUACGGUGGUUAAGGGAUUAAAUGCGGACAAGGUGAAUGAGGUGCUGGAUGCCUACAGGGAUGGCAAGAGGGUGGUGAAGCCACAUGUCCAUGUCAGAGAGUAA
Exophiala xenobiotica is the source of this 1125-nucleotide messenger RNA. RefSeq lists its product as uncharacterized. Gene Ontology annotation, molecular function: oxidoreductase activity, acting on NAD(P)H. The transcript has a single exon. Lineage: Eukaryota; Fungi; Ascomycota; Eurotiomycetes; Chaetothyriales; Herpotrichiellaceae. The coding region runs from base 1 to 1125 and encodes 374 amino acids. The record is from RefSeq and is a predicted model, not a curated record.